AGGAAUCAUUCUAACACCAAGAUGGAGGUUGAGAGCCAUAGAUGAAAAAGAAUAAACAUGAAGAACAGUGCCAUGACCCAGUGACCUCCUUCAGCUGAGGUAGAACAAAACAUGGGAGUCAACGCAUCUCUCCCAGAUCGUCCCCAGCCAGUAACAAGAUCUACCAUUGCUCAGCUUUAUCAGGGCAAUGGUGUUUAUGAUUCUGAAUUGGCAGUGCGGGAAAAGAAGAAAAAGGCCUCAAAAUUCACCACCUUGCGUAAGAAACUCAUCAGGAUUCGCAGGCAUAGCCGUUCUUUGGACUAUGCUAAAGCUCUCAGGGAAAUGAUUUCCUCAUGGCCAGCUCGCUAUGUCCAUGGGCUUGUGCAGCAGUAUGAAGCAUUAUUAGCUUUGAAAGAACUUGCAGUGGCUGCCAAUCUGUCUCGGCCAACAGCCCGCAGUCUGAGACAGGACUUAUCCACUCUGUAUGACUGCAAGCUUUGCACAGACAUAGACCUAUUAUAUAAAGGAACCUGUUUCCCAGCCCAUCGAGCUAUCCUCGCCUCUCGUAGUCCUUUUUUCCAGAGCCUUCUUUCUCACUAUCCGGAGUAUGGAGCACAGGUGCACGUCAAGCUUAAGACUCUGGGUGUUGAUCUCACCCUCUUUUCUACCCUUCUUCGCUACUUGUACACAGAUGAACUAAAUACAAGUGACCUGCAUCUAGAAAACAGUGAGAUUUUGGCACGACUUGCUACUGAGUUUGGUGUACCAAAUGCCUUGGAGCAUGAUCUGAAGGCAUUGUUAGAGAGUGGGGAGUAUAGUGAUGCUAUACUUGUGUUUGCCAGUGAAGAUCACUCAGACAAUAUGACAGUUAGUCAAGGGGAGAGCAGUUCUCAGGUAGUGUCUCGGGCAUCUAAGUGUGAAUUUCCUUGUCACAAAGCCAUUUUAGCAGCAAGAUCACCAUUCUUCAGAAACCUCAUUAUUCGACGUGCUAGAUCAGGAGAGGAAGCUACAGAGAGAGCGCUCAGAACUCCAUCUCGUAUUGUGUUAGAUGAAAAUGUAAUACCACGGCGAUAUGCUCGUGUAUUGUUGACGACUUUGUACCAGGAUGUGGUAGACAUGUCUAGCAUAAUGCGUGGUGCCACCAGCACAUGCAGUUUGAGUGAGAUUCAGGCCAUGGUGACUACGGGUCGAUGUCACUUGACAGUGGUGGACGAGGCUAUGGAAGUAUUCCAGAUUGGACAGUUCCUGGAUUUCCAGGUCCUCUCUCAAGGCUGUGAGGAUGUGAUUGUGGACAACCUGUGUCCAGACAAUGUGGUCAGCAUACUAAGCUGGGGGCAGCAGGCACAUGGCUCUCAGUGGGCAGCCCGACAAGCACAACAUUACCUGAGGGAAGAGUUCCUUCAAGUGGCCCACUCCAAUGUACUUUAUGACCUUUCCAAAGAAUACCUCAAGGAUGCCUUGGCUUCAGAUUUCUUACAGGCAGGAGAGUCAGAGGUCCUGACGGCAGUGUUAAAGUGGGGGGAGCAUCAGCUGGUGCGGCGCAUUGAAGAACGAGAGCCCAAUUUGCUGACACACACAGCUCACAGUGUAGCCAAGAAAGGAGUGAAAAAACGAGACCUAAAUGAUGUAGAGUUAAGGGAGAUAAUCUCUGAGCUGCUUCCUCUGAUUCGUCUGGAGCACAUUCUUCCCCUUAACAAUGAAGCCCUUGCAGGAGUAAUUAAACGAGGCCUCAUCAGCACUCCCCCCACCCACAUGCUUGGUGAUGAUUCUCCAGGUCACCGAAUCGGGGCAUGGGUUCCAUUGCAUAGCUGCGGCAUUUUUCAAAAACCACGCCUUUUCCUUCCUUACUAUGAAGAAGCCAAGGCAGUGCUGGAGGACGUGAUGUCAUCAUCACAAGAGCAGGAGACCUGCCGUGUGCGCAUGCUGCACAUCUCAGCCAUUCCAGACACCUUAUAUAUGGUGGAUGAGCAACACUGCUCAUCCGCACCCUAUGCAGUGUCACCUGUCUCCACGGUUGACAUCAUCGCCGGAACAAUACCUGUACCAGACAGGGGGACAUUUGCUUUAAUGAUCCAACGUGAGCAUGAGUUAGAGCAGUCAGCAGUAGCGCAGCGUGCUCUGCUGCUACCUACUAUGGACAGAAGGGCAGCCCGACAUCAACUGCAGUUGCGGGUGGUGCGGGAAGUGGGACUUCCUGAUACAGCCACUGAGGUUCUGCACAAUGCUCACUUUUACUAUCCCUCAGCCCUCCACUCUGGCAAUCGUCAUCACUUGCAUCACCUGACCCAUACUCACCUCAAUCUUCAUGGUCGUCGACAUCCGCUCUCCUCCUCGCACCUUCCACGGCCUUUCAGUCACCAUGGCUUAGACUGCAAGAAGAAUACAGCAGUUGAUGGUGUGGACAGUCUAGGCAACGCCAGCACCAGUGCCAGCACCAGUGCCUUGAAUGGUGCUCAUUCCUUACCUGCACCAAUGCAUCUGGAUUUGAUGAUACACAUGUCACCCUCUCACCACAGCAAGCAUAGUCCACCUUCACUGUCACCAUCAACCUCAUAUAGCCCACUAGAGACGGAGACUGGCAGUGACAGUAUACUAAGUGACAUCAUGCCUGAUAUUGCCAUGGCAACACCCUCAGCAGGUACUAUGUUGCAUCAAGAGGAGUUGCAGCUAGACAUUGGGGAUGAAGGAAGUCACACAAGUUAUGGCAGCCGUGGAAGUCACAGUAGUCGCACCAGCCGACAAAACACCCUGUACAUUUAAAGGAGUAACCCCAAGGGCUAACCCUUGAUGUACUGUGUACCUUAAGGAAGAGAAAUAUCUUGCUCCAAGUGACUUCACAAUUUUAUUGACUUACUUUGGUCCAGCGGUAUUCCAGUGGCCACACAGUGUGAAGUAAUGGAUGACUGUACAAAACUCAGUUAACGGCAACAUAAGUUAGUGAAAGUUUUGUAUAUGUGUGUGUGCGCACGCAUGUGUAUGUAUGCACACUUUUUUAAAUAGCUAAAAUGAACAAGCAACCUUCUAAGUAAAUGGACAGGAAAUACAAAUACAACUCAUUUGAUCUCUGAUCUCUUAGUGAGAAUACAUAAUUAUAAGAUUAUAAGUUCUCUCAGCAGCACUAGAUCAGGACAGUUCAAAGAUCAUUAAAACAUACCGAGAGUACUGUUUGUACUAAAUUCACCUAGAAGUUAUUUCUCCUCAGCACUGUCCCAAGCCAAGUAAACCAGUUGGUGUCAUUUAAAUCAGUCACUAGCAAAUCCCAUGCAAAAAAAUCAAUAGAAUUAAGGACAGAGACAUUUCAGAGUGACUUGUUAACUUUCAUUAAGAUUUUUAAAGCUAAUGAAAACAUUGUUUACUAGACAAAUACAAGAGCCAGGUCAUAUUAGAGCUGAAGCUCAUACAAAAAACUAAGAGAUUAGUAGGUGGCCUUGUAAUCAAAGUGUCGACAUCACUUUUGUAAGUGUUUAAGGCCAGUAACUGGGCAACAUGCUGAAGCAAAAAACCUCCAAGAUGCCCUGGAGUACCAUAGGCAGAUUUAUAGGAAAACAAGCUCAGAUUUAGCAUGUUGAUUAAAGUUUCAAUGUCAGGAGUGUUGGCGCAGGAAGUAGACUUCCAUGAGCUUACAACUUUCCCAGCUUGGCCAAACAUUUGAUGGCAUUUGCCAAGUUAAGAAGGACCUUAAGAAAUAGGUUGGAUAGGUGUGCAAGAAAAAAAAAGACUAUGACCAUUUUAUCUGGAAGAUAUAAUGCUAUAUGCUGCUUUGUGCACUUGGCCAAAUGAUGUUUAAAUUUAGUUCUGAAUCACUGAAGAAAUGUUAUUGUUGGUUAGUCUUCCUGGUGUAUUUAUUUAAUGUUGAUCAGAAAAUUGGCCAGAUAAAGCUACCAUCAGCUCGUGCACAUAGAGGUGACCAUAACCAGAGCAUUAAUGGUGCAUACAUUUUAUUAAGUAAUGGUUAGUUGCUGCACAUCAGCAGGCUUCUGAGCCCAGUAGUCUUAUCAAACUUGAUGUCAACUGCAGCUGAUAGGUGCGAUAACUUACUGUGUCAAGUGCAGCGGUUAUUAGACAAUAAUUACUUCUGAAUCCAGUAACUAGCAAAGACAGUUUUUGCUCUCCUUAAUUAACUAGCUGUUAGGUACCUAAGAAUGAUAAUUAUUGAUCUUCAGUGGGAGAAAACAAGGAUGUCAGUUGCUCUUAAGAAUUUUGUCAUCUUCUGUCACAUACAUAGGUCCCUGCAGCUGUUUGAGGUUGGCACUACAUUUUGUCACGCACGCAGAAAAUGCUUAUCUUGGCUACAAAAGUACCCUAACCAACCCUAUUUAACAGAAUAACUCUACAGCUUGCUGGAGCUGACUUCGGAGGUUCAAAAUAUUAUUUCUUUGGGCACAGUUAAUGGUGACCAUGUCAUAUAGGACUUCCUUGUCUUUGGAUUCUAGGGAUAAUGUGGGUAUUCGAGUUGGCUUAACCAAGACAGAUUCAUUCUGCAAAAUUGUGUCUGUUGACAGUAUGUGGUUAUUUCAGGCCAUAGUAAUAUCCUGUUGAAUAUACAGUGAGCACUACUAUGUGCUAUCCAUUCAUGAUUUUUCACAGUAAACUGCACAGGUAUAGUGUCAUUUGUUAAAAACAAGUCUUGCCAGGUAUCUGCUACUGACACCUUUCUCAUGGUAAAUACAAUUUAUGUCUCACCUGGCCACAGCUUUCAUGUCUUUAUGCUGCUGCAGCUUGCAGAUAUGCUGGUGUCUGCAACUGGUGCAAUUAAAGGUCAGUGUUAAUGGCAGUGACAGCAAAGAACAUGAACUCCUUCUGUUGCCUGUCUUUCAUCUGUCAUCUCCAUCUUCAUCGGAUGAUGCAAAAUGCAACUCUGUGAUGUGGAUUGCAAAAAAUAUAUUGUUCUGUUGUGUUGUGUCUCUUGCUGUAUAUCCUUUUGCAGCAUGCUGGACUGUCCAUUGGUUGAAUGCAUGUUGGUUUUGUGAUCCUGUGUUUGGAUGAUUUUGAUCUGUUGAUGUACCUGAACAUUAUGAGAAGGUGAUACUCUGAUUUAUGUUAGCUAUUGCUUUGUUGAUGUAGUACUUAAUGUCUUGCUGGAACAAAAUGUGAUUCAAGGUAUUGUUAAUGGGAAAACAUUUGUGUACUAUGUAGGUAUGUUGUUGUUUUGUUGGAUGUUUCUAUGACAGUGUUGUCAAGAAAAUUUUUGUUAUAUUUUUCACACUUUCUUUCCUAAAGGAUCCACUUGUAUGCACUCAAACUUUACAAGCAUAUUUACAACAUUCUGUUCAAAUUCUCCUGUGGGCUGAAAAAAUAUUCCCUCAUAUUUUAACUUUACAGUGAUUGUGUAACUAGAUUUUACACUAUUAAAUUUGUUACUGUUAAGCCAUGGGAAGCAUCUUGUGUAAUAACUAAUUGAAUGCUCAUCUCCAAAGCUCGUAGCUUCCUGCUACCCUUUUUGUUUUUUUUGUCUCCUUCCUUUCAACCCAUUCCUCCUUAUCUGUUGCUUUGUUAACACCACAGUUAUGUUAGCACUACAGUUAUGUUUAAUGCAACUGUUUGGUGACCGGAGAAGUAAGGUCUAAGAGACUGCAGUUAUCUGACUGCAGAUGUAAGGAAUAAGAGACUGCAGUUAUCUCACUGGGGAAGUAAGGUUUAAGAGAUAGCAGUUAAAGGGUUGGAUACCCAUUCAACAGCUGGGUCAACUGCAGGAAAUACGCUGUACCACACUGGUGUCAAACUAUACACCUGGGAUGCCAAUGUUCUAAUUAUUUGAUUACUUUAUUGCCCCUAAAUAGUGUGUACAUAUGAGCCAGAAUGGGUGUGCAAACAUGCAGCAUGUAUUGUCACUCUCAACUGGCUGUGCAUUUUAUCAGGUAUGUUGACAUACCUGUAUGUUGUGCAGUUAUCAGCCAGGUGCAUACAGUGGUUGCACUUAAUACAGUUUGUCAUCCAUCUGUGACUGUAUUCUCUACAGUUUAUCAGCUAAAGAUUUGAGAUGACUAUAAACUAUACAGCUGCAUGACCUGCUUGUGAAGUGUCACAUAAGCAUGUCCUACUAACCUACUUUUCUGCAGACAAUUCAGCUCAGUUGGCAAGUGGAAAGUGAGUGUGAAAUCUGCAGACAAAGAUUGCAGUACCAACCAACCAUACAAUUCAGUGAGGAAGUACUGAUGCAGUUGAUGUCCAUGUUGUAGCUCAGUUCUUUAGAGGAUUUGCACUGUUGAUCAAAUUUUAAUAUUGUAACUGUUGGCUUAAAUACUUCCUAAAAUGAAUGCACCAAAAUGAAUUGCUGUUUGGCUAAUCUACCGUCCAUGCCCAUCUUUUUCAUCAUGUUUGCAACAGCUGCAGACGUACUAUUUUGUUACAAUUUCUCGUGUAUAGGCCAUGCAUUUAUUCAUUAUUGAAAUAGAAAUCAGGGUUAGCCCUUUCAUGACUCUUCGCUGCACAUUUACUAAUGUUUUUCUUUGUUAAGAAAAAAGCUUCAGGCUAUGCAUCAUAUAGGUAAAGGUAACCCAUUUUUGUGGAACUUCUUUAUCCAUGUGAAAGUUUAAAAACUAAGAGCACCAGAAGAUAAAUUGGAGAGAAACUACAGUCGUUUUAAAUGCUAUAUACAAAUAGUGUUUGUGAAAAGACUGCAGUAGGGGUUUUUUUAAUUGUUAACUGCAAAUAGUGUUUAUAAAGAUGUCUGUAUGGCUGGACCUGACCUUGCACAUCAUUACCCCUAGCAUUUUUAUCACAUCUUGUGUUGGUCACCUUACCAUAAUUUCACCAUGUACUGUAUUAUUGUCCUUAAAUUACUGUCCAUAUUAGUGUACACUGUGUUUCUCAAGUUGCCAAUGCUUCUAUCACCCUGUUAAUGCUUGUUAUCAAUAUAUUUCCAUGAUCAGAAAAAAUAAGAUUAAAAGUAAUUUUCAAGCAACAUCCUUUGAACUUGAUGGAAUACUGAUUAGUUAGAAGUCUUGAUUCUUUUUAUAUUAUGUACCAAGUGUUUCUCUUGAUUUUAGGACAGAAAAGGUGUUGCAUGGAAGUUAAUGUUUUCAGUGGCAUACAUAUGCUGUGGUGUACUCUUGAGUCAUACAUAUACCAUAGUGUGCUCUUAAGUCAUGGGCAUGAUUCCCUCUUGAUGCACAGUCCUGAACUAGGCCUCUGUCAACUUGUUGCUAUGAUGACAUUUUCAUUAUUUCAACUUAUUCCUGGCCACCAGAUGGUUGUAGGGAUCAUGUGAUCACAGUGAUCUGGGAAAGACUGUGUGACUGGAUAAUUGAUGUUGCUGCAAGGGAAGUGCUGUUAAUCUUAGAUGAGGCAACAUAAGAUUGUGAUCGGAAGAUGAAUUAAAAGGGAGUUUGCCAAACAUUUAAAAUGGUUUUGACUCGUAAGUGGGGUAGAAGAGAGCAAGCAGCACCAAAAUAUUUUCUGAGUUGCAAGUCCUUGAUUUUGAACCUGAUAUCAGUUUUGAUUACCUGGGGCUGUGCUUCAUUAUCUUUGUGCUUCUUACGCUACCACACAUUAGGGGUGGGUAUGUAUUAUGGUCUGAUUUUGUUCACGUGAUCACUAGGUCAGAAUUCUCACAUUUAUUACUUCAAUAUAUGCCUGGUGUAGAGAGAUUCCAGUAACAGUGCUUGUAGCAAUUCAGUAAUAGUGUUUGUAGCACUGCAGUACCAGAGGUGAGCAGGUCAUUAUAAUGGAAGUUUCUAGUUCAUUAUAGUGCAACUGAGACAUAACAGCAUCCUAAAAGCUAUGAUACAUGCAACCACAGUUGUGAACGUUUUUACAGAAUACAGGUGGUAGGCAGAGAAAUAUGAAUUAUGAAAUAUUAUAAAAGAGUCUCUCAUAUCUUUAUCAGGGUAUAUCAUAAUAUUGUAUGUUUCUCAGUAUUUGUAAACUAUGGUAACAAGAAGAAAGUGUGGCAUUACAUAUUGCUGUUGAUACCACAGAGUUUCUGUGCUACCCUCCCAGCUGGCAACAGGCGUGGCCCACCUCAGUGAUGACAUAGCAGGUGGAGGGUGGCCCACUGUAGUGACAACAUAGGAAUGAAUUGUGGUGUGGCCCACUGCAGUAAUGGCAUAAGAGUGGGGAGAGGUGUGACCCAUACCAGUGAUGCAAUGCUGGAGCUAUAACAUUAGCCUACUGAUGACGCUUUGCACAGCAGCAUUAACUGAAAUGGAUUUGAGCAGAUUCUUGCAAGGUCAUGUGCAGUCAUCAGUGCUAAUAUACUAAAAUGAUGGCUGUGGAUGCAUUUGGAAAUGAGCUGAAGAUCAGACAUACAUUUAAUUGGCAAGACAUGGUGAGUAGGUUUGUGAACAGGAGUUACCAGCCAACAGUUAGCAGACAAGAACAGUCCUGGUUAUUUUUUUCAACAGCUGUGUGUGGAUGUGCAUGAAUGUGUUUUGUGUGUUGUUUUUCUUACCUGCAGUGAGCUUAUGAGUUGCUGACUGAUGUAAGGCAUGGCCUUUACUUGAGCCUAACAUUUUUCUUUGGUCUACUUAAUAUGUUAUAAAACCUGAUUAUUAUUAUUAAUGUUAUCAUUUGUACUGAGGUUGAUCAACUUCACCAACAGCUGUCUAUGGCUGUUUUCCUUUCUUCUCUGCAUGUUUUUGUCCAAGUGCUGAGCACAGCGCCACCUGGUGAUGAGCAUCAGAUCAAAUGCAAAAUCUGUAAUGGAGAAGCCCUGUUACUGCGCAGCUUAUGAAUAUUUCUUUGUGUAUGAAUUGUACAGCCAUGUUAUGCUAUUCAAAGUCUUAUCAAUGAUUUGCUGAUAUUGCCUCUUUCCUUGUGUUUUCUUUUCCUCUCUAUUCACUCAUGCAUUACAUGUACACAUUCUUUUACAUCUGCGUUUGCACAUAAGGCUUAUGAGUACUGACGAUACAUUAUGCAUUAUUGGUAGUGAUACAAUAUGAUUAUGCUUUGACACUUUGGGCACUGUAAAAGAUUGAAGAUUAAUUGGCUGACUAGACUGAGACUGAUGAGUACAUGGAGGGUGUGAAUGAUUCAUUUCUUCCUGUGUAAUGAUGUGAAUGAUUCAUUUCACCCUGUGUAAUGAGAUGAAUGUUACAUGUGUUAUGCUGGCCAAGUGCACUUGUGAUAGCCUUCAAGUACUUACUGCAGACUACAAGUAAAUUGUCAGUAAAGGUAUUCAGUGA
This is a messenger RNA of Pomacea canaliculata, 9104 nucleotides long. RefSeq names its product BTB/POZ domain-containing protein 7-like. The record is from RefSeq and is a predicted model, not a curated record. Gene Ontology annotation, biological process: morphogenesis of a branching epithelium. NCBI's taxonomy places the organism in Eukaryota, Metazoa, Mollusca, Gastropoda, Architaenioglossa, Ampullariidae. The transcript is spliced from 8 exons. The coding region runs from base 112 to 2739 and encodes 875 amino acids. Gene Ontology annotation, molecular function: protein binding.